Messenger RNA from Harpia harpyja (harpy eagle), 2580 nucleotides. It is a transcript of the gene RELL1, whose product is annotated as RELT like 1. Lineage: Eukaryota; Metazoa; Chordata; Aves; Accipitriformes; Accipitridae. The record is from RefSeq and is a predicted model, not a curated record. The transcript has 7 exons. Gene Ontology annotation, cellular component: plasma membrane. Gene Ontology annotation, biological process: positive regulation of p38MAPK cascade. The coding region runs from base 62 to 943 and encodes 293 amino acids.
GGCCGGCUGGCGGCGGCAGCGCGGCUGCCAAAGCGGAGUCAGCGCGGGCGAGGCGUCGGGUAUGGCUCCGCCAGCGACGGGCGGGAUCCCGCCGACUUCUCCCUCGCUGGGCCCGACGGCUGCCUGGCUGGGCAACCGCUCCGCUCUCGAUAAUCGAGAGUUUGUCCAGGUUUUGUCAAGCUAUGGCUUACAGACAACUACUUUGACAACUAAAACUGAUGGCAAUGAUGGCAAGGCUGAACACCUAGAGUAUAUUGCCUUUGCAUUGGUUCCUGUUUUCUUCAUCAUGGGUCUCUUGGGGAUCCUCAUCUGUCAUGUCCUUAAGAAAAAAGGAUAUCGUUGCACAACAGAGGCCGAACAAGUAGAAGAAGAAAAACUUGAUGAAAAAAUAGAAAUGAAUGAAACUAUGCAUGAGAAUAGCGACACUGUGGGACAAAUUGUUAACUACAUUAUGAAAAAUGAAGCAAAUGCUGAUGUGUUAAAGGCCAUGGUAGCAGAUAGCAGUGUCUUUGAACCUGAAAGCCCUUUAUCUCCUACCUCUCCUGGGAGUCCGACGAGUCCAGGGUCUCCUUUGUCACCUGGUGCUAUUCCGUUUAAACACAGCUGCAAAGGCCAUCACUUCCAUACUGUUGGAGGAGUAGUAGAAAAGGAUGUUUGUACUCGUUGUAGCCACAAACGAUGGCACCUUAUAAAGCCAGCUCACAAAUCUAAAGAGCACAGAAGAAGUCGUCUUGGAGAAGUCACAGUCCUUUCUGUGGGAAGGUUUAGAGUCACAAAAGUGGAGCACAAGUCAAAUUCCAAAGAACGGAAAAGCUUAAUGUCUGUUACUGGCGUGGAGAGUGUCAAUGGUGAUACGCCUGCCACGCCUGUGAAACAGGAAGGGAGCAAAGCACCUGCCACGCCUGUGAAACAGGAGAUGCAAGAGAGGAGAAGCUCAGAGUAAGCUGCAGGUAUCAAACAUUGGGAACUCGUAUUGAAAGUGGUGGAACUUUUAGAAGAAGCUUGUCUGCUAGCACUUUGGAGAAAACUGAAAACUCCCAAGAGAUGCAUACUAUUUAAGGAAAUAUAUUUAUGGCACUGUAGCAUUUUACAAGUUCUGUGAUGGCAUCUAUGCAAGGUUAAACACUUAAUGGUUCUUCACCAGUAAAAUCAGUAAGAUUUAGACAGAAAUACUGUUGAGCUGUGUGGACCUCAUACCAAAUGUUGGGCUUCAUCUUGGAAAGAAAAAAAUACAUAUAAGUUUUUGGACAGGAAAGGUAAAAGCCUUAUCAAAUAAUCUUAAUUUUUUUUGUACUUAGACAAGCAUUUUUCAUGAGCUUAAUAUUACGAGUAAUAUGAUUACCCUGUGGAUAAACUGUGUUCAUCCCUUUGGUCCAUCUGGAUUUUUCUCCUCUGUUCUUCCCCUCCAGAAUUGACAAGUGUUUGCUGAAGAUAAAAGCCACCCUUUGGAAGAUGAAAAUAUUCUUUUAAUCCUACUGCUAGUAGCCAAGCAAAACAUACAAGGAAAUAAUUAAUAUUAGCCAAAAUCUGCAUGUGUGCUUUUAGUACAUAAGCCCUCAGACUCUGUGAAGGGUAUUGCACAGUACGGAGUGGCUCAGCUAUAUGCAGAUGUUAAAUUGUUGUCUUUCUCCCUUCUACCUCCCCUUUACUACUUAACAUAGGCUGAAGAGCACCUUUUUUGAUGCAGUUGGGUGAGCUCGUGGGAAGGUUACUUUCCUCAAGGCCACUUGUCCUCCCGUUUUCUUGUAACUACUCACUUGUAUUUGAAGAAUGCCUAAUAGUUUUGCAUUUCUCUUUUGUUUUACCCACAGGUGUUCCUUAUUAAGCUAAGGCAACAUAUUUCAACCAUUAGAUAAGGAUAUGGAAUAUUUGGCAUUAAAAAUUUAUGGAGUAUAUACUAAAGUACUUCAGAGUGGCUUUAUUGGACUGAGGGUAGCUGUUUUCAUUGGCACCAAAAUCUUAAGCCAGUGUCACUCCCUUCAUAUGUUAACUAUGACUUAUUGCUGAAAAUACCAAUGAUGGUUUUGUGAUGUUAAUUCUUUGUGUCUACUUAUGAUCUCUGUUUUGUCCUGUUACUUGUUUCAGGGAGGGAAAUCUUUGCAAUACUUCAGCAAACUUUGCUGUGUAAUAGAAACUGAAAAAUAACAUUUGUUCUGAGUGCCUAAGAAUAUAAGCUCUAAUGUAAUGCAUUAUAGUAGAGAUUGCACUAUAUUCUGAGAACUGUAAAGUAACUUACUCUGCCUUAUGAACUCAAUGAAAAUCAGUGUUUGUUUGGGAAUUGAUUUGUUUUAAAUGAAUACUUUCAAUCCUUUUAGUCCAAGUGCUAUAAACUGUGUUUCUCCUUCAGAUCUGAGAAUCAGGUUUCUUCAUCAGUUUAUGCAGUGUUAACAAUCAAUAUGUACAAAGAUAAAAAUUAAUCUUCUUGCUUAUGUAUUAGAUACUCCCACAUCUUGUAAGGAAACAUCCCAAGUUUAUUUCACUCUUGCUGAAAAUAUGUGCUGCUGCUGGUCGUCUUUCUACUUGUAUCCACGAGAUACUGACUGGACCUAUCAAUACAUACUUUUCAUUGAUGCUGUAUUU